This is a messenger RNA of Cottoperca gobio, 2202 nucleotides long. RefSeq names its product glycoprotein hormone beta-5-like. The transcript is spliced from 2 exons. Lineage: Eukaryota; Metazoa; Chordata; Actinopteri; Perciformes; Bovichtidae. The record is from RefSeq and is a predicted model, not a curated record. Gene Ontology annotation, biological process: G protein-coupled receptor signaling pathway; regulation of thyroid hormone receptor signaling pathway. Gene Ontology annotation, cellular component: cytoplasm; extracellular region. Gene Ontology annotation, molecular function: hormone activity. The coding region runs from base 1731 to 2120 and encodes 129 amino acids.
CUUCAAACGAACACUAACAGUUGCUGUGUGUAUAAACAACUCUUAACUGAUACGGCAGACAACUUUAUAAGUUGAUAUGUUGUUUGGUAAAAGAAAAAGCUUCUUUAAUCUGCUAAUAAGUGUAUUUAAAUGACAUGAAGGUUUUAGCUCCUUUGUUUUUAUUCAUUUCCUAAUGCACUCGACACAGUUUGGAUGUUUUUUCCAAUUGUUUCAGGCGACCAUUGAUUCCCAAUCAUUUCCACAUGGUGCCAAAACCAAUUACCAGACUCUCGAAACUUGCUUGAGUUGUGCAAUUCAUCACAAUAAACAUCAAAUGAAAACAUCAUUGUAAUGGGACAUUGAAGGGAAACCAAUGUCUGCCUGGAACAGGAGCAGAAAUCUAAAGCAGGUUGGUGUUAAGUGCAGGUUUUAGUAAAUUGGCUAAAACAUGCAAAAAUGUUGAGGAACUUUAGGUACAAAAAUGUCCAUUUGACGGCAGAGGAGACGAUUACCCAGAUGAGUUCACAUUAUCUGCUUUAAUCUCUUAACUUUGGAAUUGACAGGACUUUUUAAAGUCUUAGCUAAGUCUCUAGUAAGAGUUGUUCUUUGUUAUCACAUUACCAAUCCCGUGUUACAGUAAGUGUCAACUGGAGUCCUCACGUCCCUGAGAGUAGACCAGCGCUGGAGAACGACUCACAGUCUCAGAGAGAGAUACAGGCUGAGGUUAAGAAAACAUAGACAAGCAUCAGUAUUUUCCAGGGAGUCUCCAUUAUUUCUGGCUUGGGGUCUCUAAUGGUAUUUCAUUGUAAUUGCUAUGAUGUCAGAGUGUCCGUCCGCCCUAAUGGCCUUCUAAAAACAACAACAAGGACAGAUUGGUUCCAUUCGCUGGUUGUUGUCCGAGCAGAGAGACACCGCGGUCCAGCAGCUCACAUCUCUGCAAGAUCUCCAGCUGAAAAGGUGAGAAGUGCUUUUCUUUUACAUCCAUUACGUAAUGUAGGGCAUGUAUGUAAAAUUCAUUUGACUAAUAAUUAAUUCAAGAUAGUUUUAACUGCUUUAGGGAUAAAAAGUUUGCAUAAUGAUGUUAGCAGGUUAGUGCAGCUUCAUAGCCGAUGUGGAGUUAUUGUACUCACAGUGGGGUGAGUCUAUAAAAAGUAUUCACAUCACUGUUCAUGCAGAAAGUAUUUUUAUUUCAGUGUAAUAUUUCUUAAUUCAAGUCAAGCAUUCUGCAGUCUGGCUGCGUUGAGUUUAUUCCAGUUGUUUUAGUGCACUUUAAGUGCUUUGCUUGAAGAGUAAUUAAGCAGAUGUCUCCAGGAGCAUUAAAGAAAUGAUUGAAACGAGAAAAGAAAAACUGCUUUUUGUGUGUAGAAGUGAAACUACUGUCACUUGAAAUAGAAUAAAUGUUUUGUUGUCUAUUUUUAGUUUGGACAAAUGGAAAUGGAAAUUAAAUAUAUUUUUGCAGCGUAUAGGUCACUGGUACUGUUGGCUACAGUAGUCAGAAUGAACACUAGAGGGAGUUGUGAGUCCUGCUGAAUGUCAGAACUCUGUUUGUGGAUCAUCUUCCCCUAUAGAUGUAAAAUAUUGGCAAUAACGCAGUCAGUAAUUCAUCUAUUUUAUAUAAGAAACUCAAUAUUUUAGUCUGUAAACAUGACAAAAAAGCCUCUUUAUUUUAAGGUGUAACGUUUCCCACCCAGGUGCAUAAGCAUACGUGUAGCUGAGCAAUAAUAUAAUAAAGUCACUUCUUUACUCCCAGCAUGCAUCUCUAUCCCGUGUCCGUCUCUCUCCUCAUCCUCCUGGUUGCUGGGGCUGCUGAGGUGUGCGUUGCCGUGAUGACCCCACUCCACGGUUUCCGAGGCUGCGCCGUGCGAGAGUUCUCCUUCGUGGCCCAGAAGCCGGGCUGCAAGGGACUGCGCAUCACCACAGAGGCCUGCUGGGGGCGAUGUCACACCUGGGAGAAACCUGUGCCGGAUCCUCCCUACAUCCACCGACACCACCGUGUGUGUACGUACAAUCGGACCCGUCACAUGACCGCCCGCCUGCCGGGCUGCCAGCCCAACGUCUCCCCUCUCUACCAUUAUCCCAUGGCUCUGCACUGCCACUGUGCCGUCUGCUCCACGCAGGACGCAGAGUGUGAGACCUUCUGAUGGGCAGGACGCUGUUUUCAGCAAACAAUGUUAUCAACAGUUUUACUGACAUGAAUGACUCUGAAUAAAAUGAUGAAAUCAA